Molecule: messenger RNA, 8968 nt
Organism: Eleginops maclovinus (Patagonian blennie)
Lineage: Eukaryota; Metazoa; Chordata; Actinopteri; Perciformes; Eleginopidae
Gene: elk1
Product: ETS transcription factor ELK1
Exons: 11
Coding region: 885-2591 (568 amino acids)
Biological process (GO): cell differentiation; regulation of transcription by RNA polymerase II
Cellular component (GO): nucleus
Molecular function (GO): sequence-specific DNA binding; DNA-binding transcription factor activity, RNA polymerase II-specific
Source: RefSeq, a predicted model, not a curated record
AUUUAAAAAUCUGUAUUUUUUUUAUUUUUCAAAUGACUUUUCCUCCGUUGCGUGAGGGUGGUUUCUGGUGAACUCCAGUCCGCAGUGAGAGCGCUGUUUCGGGACUGACGCACCAGCAGGAGGGCGGGGGCUGUCACUAAACUAAGCUAGGCUAGUUAGCACGCUAGGCUAACAGCUUCAGCCCCCAGAAAAAAAAACCCCCCUUACCUUGGGAGAAACUUUGUGAGAAAUCAAUCGUUUAAUAUCGACUAUAAUGGAAUAUUAUGAUAAGAUAAAAAUAAUACGUUUUUAGUGUAAAACAAACAUAAAAUGAAGCCUGGCAGUGUUGGCAGUGGUAGUUAGCUAAUUAGCUCCUAUUAGCGUGUGUCAAAACAUCCACUGACAGCAGAGGGAUGUCACCAUAACUUAUAUUUCUAUAAUAACACAAAGUUAUUAGACAUGUGUUAUCAUGAGAAUAUCAAUUAGCAUGAAGUUACGUGGGACGAAAAGCUGUAAACACGCCUGUUGAUGGUGUCUUUGGGGUCUGUUUCUGGCGGUUUGUUUUUGUGGUUCUCGGGCUGAGCUAAACUUUUUAAUUUAUUCUUGCUGUGAGGAGAGUAUUUUGUUAGCAUGGAGGCUCUGGAGCCUGGCAGCGGCUACAGCAGCAGCUCUCUGCGGUUACAUAACGCCAGCAGGUCGGGGAAGAAGCUGCUGAACGUCGCCUCCUCCUCAGCCUCCUCAGCCCGGCUCUGACAGCUGUAAACACACAAACCCCCCAUCAGACAGACAGACAGACACACUGAGAGACAGACAGAUAAACAACAAGAAGCACACAGCAGCAUGCAGGAGGUCUGAGCCUGCUGCUGGGAGACAAUCUGCAGGAGAGACUCAACAUUUCGCUGGAGAUGGAUUCAAACCCGCUGAUAAACGCUAUGGACCCGUCCAUCACGCUGUGGCAGUUCCUGCUCCACCUGCUGGAGGACCAGCGGCAGCGUCACCUGAUCUCCUGGACGGGUGAGGACGGAGAGUUCAAGCUGCUGGACGCCGAGGAGGUGGCGCGGCUGUGGGGUCUCCGCAAGAACAAGCACAACAUGAACUACGACAAGCUGAGCCGAGCGCUGAGAUACUACUACGACAAGAACAUCAUAAAGAAGGUGAGCGGUCAGAAGUUUGUCUAUAAGUUUGUCAGUCAGCCCGACCACUCCAUGGCUGAGGGGCUUCGUAACGGAGAGGAGGGCCAGAGGAGGGACUCCGACCCUAACGGCCAAUCAAAAUGCCUCGGGGGCGGGACCUCGACCUGUCCGUCAAAGGGCUUACCCCAGCGCACGUCACCCUGCGGCUCUCAGAAAAGUUCCCGUAACGACUACAUGAAGUCUGGCCUCUACUCCACCUUCACCAUCCAAUCACUGCAGUCCUCGCCCAACCCACGGCCAAUCAAAACAGAGCUGCUGAUACAGCAAGACGCCGCCGCCAAGGUCGAUCUACAGGAGGUCUGUGUAAUAUCAGAGUCUCCUCCUCGUUCGAUGGACUCUGCUCUGCAGGUGAUCGUCACUCAGCCGUCUCCGUGUGCGACUCCAGCUCUCAGCCCGCAGAUACCCACCUGCACCAACAGCCAAUCACAGAAUCCUCCUGCACCCCCUCUAAACGACCCUCCCCAGAUUUAUCUCACCAGUGUCGGUGAUCCGUCCUCCCUGACCCCCCUCAUCCCCAUCAGUGGGUCCAGUCCUGUGCCUCCCCCUCACAUAUCGAUGGCUUCUCAUGGGCAGGACGAGUGUGGGGUAGUCACCAGCCAGGCCAGUUACCCCCCUCAGCCCCACUCUGCUCCUCACCCGAAUCAUCAGCCUGUCUUCGUCAUCAUCAACCCCCCUCCCUCACAGCAGCAGCAGCAGCAUCAAGCGGCCAUGGCGGCUGCUCCUCCCUCCGUCGCUCCUCCUCCCCCAUCUAACGUCCGUCCCCCUCCUCCUCCCAUCGUCAUCAAGGAGGAGAACCUGCCGUCAGAGGAGGAGCUGCUGAAGAUGGUGUCUCUGAAGGAGAAACAGGUGGAGGAGGUCCCUCAGCUGAUCUGCGGCUCAGGGGAACCAGAGCCCCCCAUCACUAUCGUCGAGAGCCCUCCCCCUCCCUGCAUGGAGCAGGGGGUCACAGGUCAGCAGCCUGCAGGGGAGGGCGAGGACAUGCAAACAGAUCCCCCCGCCCCGGUGACCCACUCCCCAGUGGUUAAUCCUGCUGUGACAUCAGACGCUGUUCCUCCUAAACCAAAGAAGCCCCGAGGCCUCGAGCUGCCCUCCUCCCCCUCACUCCCACCCGGCCUCUCCCUGGAUAAGGUGAAUGCAGCUGUUAACAGUUUAUUGGCUCCUGGAUCUGCGACCAACACACUCACCCCGACCGUCUUCACCUCACACUCGCUGGUCCAGACUCCGGUCCUGUUGACUCCCAGUCCUCUUCCCUCCACCAUCCACUUCUGGAGCACCCUGAGCCCCAUCGCUCCUCGCUCUCCGGCCAAACUCUCCUUCCAGUUCCCCACUAACGGCAGUAAUCAGAUCCACAUCCCGGCUCUGAGCGUCGACGGCCUCUCCACCCCGGUGGUUCUGUCCCCCGGACCCCAGAAGCCCUGAGCCGUCUGCCCGCCCUCACGGAGCUCCUCGCUGGGCUCAGAACUCGCCUCGCCUCCCGGAAGCAGGAGAUCUGGAACUCCAGUAAAAACCGGGAACCACGUAGUGUGCCUCACUGGUAAGACUGGGAGAGUGGUUAAUGGGGACGUUUCACUGGUGGGGAAUCGUCGUCGUCAGGAGUCGUUGGAGAUUUUAAACCCCUGUUCUGAAAUUGUAUUUAAAGGUGCAGAGAGCAGGAUGUCUGGGCUUCAUCCUCCUUUAACUUUCAUUUCUGUCAGAGGUUUUAUAGCGAUGAUAGAUUGGGUGACGCUGGGAAUAACGGAACACUUGAACGCAACUUGAGAAGCUGCAGAAGACGGACGAGGUGAAGGGAUCUAUUUUUUUGUACUUCUAACGGGGCUGCAACUACGACGCAUCUUGAGGAUAUUUUUAAUGGAUGUCAACAAGAUUUAUAAAGAGGUAAAACGGAGGCAAAGCGGCAAACUGGAACCAGAGUUUUUACUGGAGAAACUUUACAUUUAAUACGGAUCGACUAAACGGUCGAACCUGAAUCCUGUCAGACAUUUUUAAGCGAACCAGAACUAGAAAUCAUGAGGAAACGUCUGGAUUUUUCUCUAAACACGUCCUUUUCGGGGCUAUUUAUCGUCUGUUUUUUUCUAAAAAGUGGUUAUUUAUUCCUGUUUGAGCGUUUCUCUGCAGGGCGAGCUUGUUGAAUCUUUCAUUUUAUAAACCCCCCCCCCCCCAUACUGGAUUCCAUCAGACUUUUCGGGAUGUUUAAGGGGACUUGCUUCGCUGUUAUUGGCCGCUUUUUUAACGGCCUCGCCUUUUUCUCCACUUAUGCAUGGCCUGUUAUUGGCGAAACUCCUCCACAUGACUUUUGAACGGACCAAUCACAGAGGAGGGAUCGAUGGAGCUGAGCUGCAGGCGCUCAGAUUUUAACAAAGCCAAGUUAUUUCUCUAUAAAAGUCUCUCUUAAUGUGACAGAUUGUAUAUUUUCUAAAAGAAGAACAUGAACUGAAGUCCCUCUGCACGACGAGAGUCUUAUUGGUCACAUUCCUCUGGCUUUACAGCGUUGAUAGAGGUGUUUGUUUUAGAGAUGAAUUACCGCUAACCGUUUUAAUUUCAGCGUUCAUUCCAGGCGUGAGUAGAUCUUUGUCGAGCAGCUUCUAGCGGUGAAUGUUUUUUCUGCGUAUUGUUCCUGAAAGCCUCGGAUUCGUGGUGUUGUACCUCUGCAGGGUGAUGUUGCCUGCAGGUUUUCAUCAGUUUCUGCCACAAAGUAAGGUCCAGUGUGUAGGAUUCAGGGACCUUUAUUGUCAAAGAGUCACAAAAAAAUAUAAGAAACGUGUUUUUGUGAGCUUUACGUGAGCCCUUCGUUUAUUUAUGGAAAGCUCUUAAGGUGACUGCCAUGUGUCUGCAGUAGCCCAGAAGGGACAAACCAAACUCUGGCUCUUGGAUUUAGAGCUGCUAAUGCACCAGUUAGAGGAGGAAGAAAGGGAAAGUAAGAGGACUACUUUUUUGUUCAGUGGCUCCUCUGAGAUGCACAAUGUGUUAAACUUGUGGCAACAUCAGAACCUGCAGAAACACCCUAAAAGAGAAGCUGCAGUUCUCUAGAAAAACAUGACCUGUUUUUGUACAAAGUAGGGCUGUACCGAAGAGUUGGAACGUUAUAUUUUGCAUGUGUAUUUAUGGUGUUUAAAUCGAGUUUGUGCACACAAAGGUUAGAGCUACUCUAAAAUGUGCAUACCAAGAACUCCAGAGGGUUGUAAAGACUUAAAGAUUCUAAUCAUUUCCAAAAUGUUUUUGAUCCAGUGAAAUAUUUGUCCAUAUUUGUUGGCGUUUUUAAAAACACAGUAUUUUUCGCUAAAAGAAAAGCUGUGCUCUCCCGCAUGCUGCAAACAAAGGGAGGCCACGGUUAUAUGCAUUCAGAUAUAAAUAAUGGAUUUCAUUUUAAAAGUAAAGUCAAAUUAAUCAUUUUACUCAGACUUACGAUUUGGUUUGGAGUAUUUUCUACCUUUUUUAUGAGGAUUGAUGUCCUAAAAUAAGAGGACAGACAUUAGGAGGACAGACAUUAAGAGGACAGACAUUAGGAGGACAGACAUUAAGAGGACAGACAUUAAGAGGACAGACAUUAACAGGAUUAGGAGAACAGAUAUUAGGAGGACAGACAUUAGGAGGACAGACAUUAGGAGGACAGACAUUAAGAGGACAGACAUUAGGAGGACAGACAUUAGGAGGACAGACAUUAGGAGGACAGAUAUUACGAGAACAGACAUUAGGAGAACAGACAUUAGAGGACAGACAUUAAGAGGACAGACAGACAUUAGGAGGACAGACAUUAAGAGGACAGACAAACAUUAAGAGGACAGACAGACAUUAGGAGGACAGACAUAAAGAGGACAGACAUUAGGAGGACAGACAGACAUUAAGAGGACAGACAUUAGGAGGACAGACAUAAGGAGGACAGCCAUAAAGAGGACAGACAUAAAGAGGACAGACAUAAAGAGGACAGACAUUAGGAGGACAGACAUAAAGAGGACAGACAUUAGGAGGACAGACAUAAAGAGGACAGACAUUAGGAGGACAGACAUAAAGAGGACAGACAUUAGGAGGACAGACAUAAAGAGGACAGACAUUAGGAGGACAGACAUAAAGAGGACAGACAUUAGGAGGACAGACACUAGGAGGACAGAAGCUUUGCAUUUGAAUAAAGACAUUCGGUACAGCUCUAACAGAAAGGCCCAAAAAUCGAUUUUCCACAAAGUAACGUUUUUUUGGGUCUUUAAGCUAAAACUGACCCUUGUUAUGAUUCCUCUGAACAGACUGUUGUAGUUGUUGUUGAUGUUGAUGUUGUUGUUCUUACUGAUGCUGGCUUAGCUCUGUUGUUGCCACGGUAACCUGACCCUGACUGUUGUCGCCGCCGUCGACGUCGUUGUUGUUGUUCUUGCUGCGGAGCAUCUGACGCUCCCCCCCCCUCCCGUGAUUACGCUGUUAUUGACGUGUUGCUAUGCUACUGUGUGUGACGCCGAGGCUGAAGACACACACACACACACACACACACACACACACACACACAGGAACUGACGCUGCAGUUUUAACAACAACAACAAAAUCACAGUCAUAUCUGAGGUUGUUGGCACGCUGCAAAAAGUCUAAACAAGCCAAGACCACUAGCUUAAAAAAAAGGACACGCUGAAUAAAUGACGUCCAGGGCGACAUAUCAUCAACUACAAUGGGAUUAAAAAAGCACACACUGCUGAGAAGUUAGUCAGCGUGAAAGAUCACGCUUGAUUGGGAACCGUCAGAUGUUGGUAUACUAAAAUGUAAAGUAAGUAUUUAAUGCUUUAAAAAUAUACGUUUUGGGGGUUUGUUCAAGGUCUUGAAAGUGUGGAAAAGGCCUAAUUUGACCAGUUAUUUUUUCAAGAUCAACAAUUUGCUUUAUUUUAAUAUAAUAUAAUAAUUACAUGUAUUUUUAGAAGCAAAUUCAAAUCGACAAACAAAUGUAUAAUCAUUUUGAAACAAUGAAUUAAUGUUUACAUUAUUUUAAUAUUCUCCUUAAAAUAGAUUUUAUUUGAACCAUUUAUCUUGUAAAAAAUGUUGGCUAAAAAAGUACUUUUUUGUGGCCAAAAUAAAGAGGGACAAAUAGUUUAAUUCAUAGAUAAAGAAAUAAGUACACGGUCAAUAAUCAUCGCUUUUUCGGACUGCAAAUCAAAAAAUCCAGAUGCAGGUUUCAACAGUGAUUCCCCCUGUUGCGCAACACUUUGGGGAGGUCUGCUGACCUUCUUCUGAGUUCAAAAACUAUUUGAAAUACCUUGUUUUUCUAAAUCCCUUCCACUUCCAAACCUAAUAGCAGCUCUUGGCUUGUGAAACCUUUCAGCUGCUUUCAGUGUUGUUGUUAUUUACUGAUCUACAGCUUACAUACUGUUUGACACUCUGUGGUGUCUGAGCUCCAGGUAUUUAAUCAGCCUGGAAAGAGACCCACAAUGUCCUCAGCUGUCACCUAACCUGAGACAUUUCCAUAGAAAAGUCUGCACACGUUUUAAACUACACCUCAGUUCCUGACGCUGUGAUUUCCUAGCCUCGGCGGUGAUGUGAACGCAGCACCGAGCCAUCGUGUUUCGACUGUUUCUCCUUCUACGGCAUGACUCUAUUUUUCUAUCACAAACGCCUCGAGUUUAAAGAGCGACGACGAAGCCUUAAAGAGCUGCAUCUUCAUCGCGUUUUUAAAAAGAGACAUCCUCCAGAUGAUGAAGAUGAAUCAAAAUAAGCCAUUUUAAAAAAAGAAAAGCUGAACUUGGGACGAAGGUUUUUGAGUUUCUCUCACCAGCAGAACAGGAAGAAUGUUUUUAUAUCAUCAAGAAUUGUACGCUGUAAAAAAUGAUGUGCCACUUUAAACAGGACAUGAUGUGAAAACUGGAAUCAAGUGAAAUGAUAUUCAGACAUUUUAUAUUUAGUUUUUAAAAUGUGUUUAGAUAUUCAAACGUAACAAUAUAAAGGUCUAAUAUCCCAUUUAGAGAAUCCCUGAUUAAUUAUACAUGUAUUAUUAAUUCAUAUCAUUUUAUGGAUUCAUUUAUUAUAUUUCUGUCUAGAAAAUGUAAAGUAAUAAAGUCAAAUGUUCCAAAGUGACAUAUCAAAUAAUUCCUUGGAUUUAUUUGUUUAAUUAAAAGAUGACCAAAAAAAUUCAGCGCUUAAAUUACAAAAUGAGGUCUUAAUCAGAAAACCUGUCAUUUCUAUAUUAAAUCAGUAAGCUUGUAUUAAUUACAUCUCCUAUAUAAGAUCAUUAUUAAAACAUGACUUAAUAUAUAUCAAUACGGGAUCAACUCUGCGCUGCCCUUCUUUAGAAUUGAAAUAAAUCCACUUUUAGGAGAAAACUCUGGAAUACUUUGAUCAGGAUUGAGAUUGUUAAACACCAAUUGUUUGGAAUAUUAUGAAGUAACUGGAUUAUCCUUUUAAAAUGUCUUUUCACCAGUGGAUAUCCUUUAAUUUAAAUAUAACUUAAAACCAAUUCCAAGGAAGGUUAUCUUGUAAACAGUUGAUGGAAGCCACCGUCACAAUCACAGAAAUCUCCUCUUUGUCAUUUAGACCCCUCUUCAUUUAUAUAUAUGAAGUGGAAAUGGAGAGAGGUAUCGGUCCCCGGUUUAUUUAGCUUUUAUUUUAAUGUUGAACUUAUUGGUUCGUAGUAAAACUGGCACAUUAUUUUGAACACUUGUCCAAUAAUCCAGUGAAAGUCGAGCGGUUUGUGAGAUAAAUGUUUGCAGCGUUUCAUAAAAGCUUGAUGUUCUGUGAAGACGACCCCAUGUUGUGAACCACAGCUCUCGUUAACGUGUUCGUUUCAUCCUCUGAUCUCUUGAAGUCUCUCUACAUUUAUAUAUUUUAAAAAAUGAACAGAUCUGUGGGAGACAUCUGGAGCUUUCUGUCUGACCGGCUGUGGAGAAUCAGAGUCUGAAAUCAUUAUGCAAAAUCUUUCUGGUUUUUCUACACGUCUUUCAUCCUGUCACGUCCUCACACGGCCAAAAGUGUGUGGACAUCAGUGGAGACACCGGGGUCUUUAAUCGCACAAAUGUCAUGCUGCUUUUCCUGUUGUCAAAAAGUGCCCCUUUGUGUCUGUUGGGAUUGUUUUUUAAAUGUGAAAGGCUUUGCAUGACUUUAAUGGUAAUUAACGCCUCACAUUUUUCAUCAAGCUACAUUUGACAUUACGCAUUUAUAAGAUACUUUAUUUUAUUUUUUUCGGGCAAUCUGAUUUAUUGAGCACUUUUGAAAUUAACAGAGAAUUUAAACAAAUAUUUUAAAAAUAUUUAUAAAUGUUAAAAAAUCCCAACCCUAGUUUUUUUAUUUUUAAAAAUCAUCUCUAAAUUAACAAACGUCAAAAAUAUUCCCAGAGAUUUACGGUUUUAGGCCCUUAAAAUGAAUCUUUGACGUAAAAAAACUAAAUAUUUUGAUUAUUUUUUACAUUUACUGAACUGAUUGUGACCUUGUGCUUUUGGCUGUGAAAUUAUUUUCCAGUUACUGAUGUUAAAAAAACAACAACCUGUUUUCCCAGAGUCAGACAGGAAGCUCCGGAGUCGGGUGAUUGACAGGUCCUGCUAAGAGCUAACUUCGUACUGUUUUUUAUAUCAGAUGUUUUGUGUACAUAGAUGAAAUAUAAUCUGAACAUACAAAUAUAUAUAUUCUGUACGGCUGAGGGUAUGUUGAUGACGUGCUGUUUCCUGUGGCCAAUCGUCGCUGUCAGAUCCUGCGUGGUCCCGCCCCUCCUCGGCUGUGAUUGGUCGAGGGGUUUAUUGAUGUAAAGGGGCCGGGCCUGCUUUUAUUUUUCUGAGACAGAGUUCUAUGUGUCAUUUACUGGAGAAAAAUAUUAAAAGAAAAGCUAUUUUUUAUGGACAUGA